This is a messenger RNA of Daphnia pulex (common water flea), 1073 nucleotides long. RefSeq lists its product as uncharacterized. Bases 117 to 1073 code for a protein of 318 amino acids. Lineage: Eukaryota; Metazoa; Arthropoda; Branchiopoda; Diplostraca; Daphniidae. The record is from RefSeq and is a predicted model, not a curated record. The transcript is spliced from 6 exons.
UCGAGUGAUGUGCUGGCUAGUGCUGCGCAUGUUUCCUAACUGUUACAGAAUUCCGGGCGAUGAGUGAGCAAGUCUGGAACAUUGACGGAUAGUUGACAACAGACCAGAACGGAAAGAUGAACUCUGUCGAGACAGAUGCGAACGGCGCUACUGAUCCGCUGGAGGCGAUGAACAAGGUAUUGGAAGAGUAUCCGGACGGUGGAGAGGAAUUUGAAGAGCUGAUCGCACCCGUCGAAAAACACCUGCGGAACGAAAUCCGGAAAAGAAACGCCCGCAUCCUGUUUAAGGUAUCCUGUUCUACCGCCUUGGCUCUGGUUACCAUUUUCGCUAUCGUCACCUACACUCCCGUCUACUCUCACCUGCGCGCCAUAAGCCGUCUCGGACUUAUCAAGUUGACUCCAUACUGGGACUGGAGUGAUUACUACCAUCGAGAUUGCCUGGUUGAGAAUACAUUCUCCAGCACGGAUGACUCUUUCAUACAGCCCGAUUGUUCGGCUUGUGAAGACAUUGGGACUGUAGACGUCAUCACUAAUGUAUCGACAAAAUUACUAAUGGAUCAUUACAUCGAUCAAAAUAUCCCUGUCAUCGUGGGCGACGGUGCAAUUGAUUGGCCAAUUGUAAACGAUCCCGAUUUAAGUCUCGAUACAAUCGCCAAGGCGUACCGUGACGACGAUUCUGGAUGGAAGAUAUGUCAGUGGAAAAGUAACUUACUCCUGUCAUCCAUUGAACUUGAUGAUUUUAUCCAACAGGUUAGCAGCUAUUCAUUCGAUCGGCCAUGGUUCGCUCAAUGGGAAAACUGCGGUCGUAAAAGUGUUAAAACUGGACGUCGAUUCUACUCAAGACCCUAUUUCAUAACGCCGGUUUUUGACAUUUCUUUUAAUAACUGGAUUCUCAUUUCUAAUCGUUAUCAAGCGCAACGCUUCAAACAAGUCAAACUGCAUACGAGAUUGGCAAUGAUUGCACAAAUUCGCGGAUCUAUUCGUCUUCAGUUUCUCCCGCAACAGGCCUGUAAAUCUGAAUGUCCGUCAAUUCAAUUCACCUUGCUGGAAGGUGAAAUAGGUCAGUUUAAAUAA